Messenger RNA from Pyrenophora tritici-repentis Pt-1C-BFP, 2377 nucleotides. RefSeq lists its product as uncharacterized. Lineage: Eukaryota; Fungi; Ascomycota; Dothideomycetes; Pleosporales; Pleosporaceae. Gene Ontology annotation, cellular component: plasma membrane. Gene Ontology annotation, molecular function: phosphoprotein phosphatase activity. The record is from RefSeq and is a predicted model, not a curated record.
AUGACCUCUCAGCCAUCAGUCGACUCAUCCCGCCUGUCUAGCGACAAGACAGGAGGGCCGUCUGAGCACACCAACGGCACCGCUGGUAUGCAGAACGCCAUUGCCAUGAAUACCUUCGCUCCCGGCCAAUCUUCGUCUCAGGGUCCAUCGACAGAUGCUGCAGGAACGACCUCCCAGGCCGACUCGAAGCAGAAGCGCUCCCUUCUCAAUGUUCCCCGGUCCGGCUCGACUCCCAACGACAGCCAGACGCCCAACACUGGCCUUAGUGGAGCAACUGCGGCAGACGCUGAAAGCAUCGGGCGGGGUUCCAAACACUCCAAACGGAGUCUCAUGGGCAAACGACGGGCGGGAAGCACUGCAAGCAGCAAACGCUCUCAAUCGCGCGCUGCAGCAACAGAAAAGGCCGACCAACCCCCUCCGGUACCGGCAGUGAACCGCCCGGCGUCGACCAGGAGCAAGACCAGGAAGUCUGGCGGUUUGCUGUCUUGCCUGCCCUGCUUCGCGCCCAAGGAGUCCCGGACGGCAGGCGACUCUACUCCCCCUGAGAACGUCAAGCAAGCUCAAACCGUGCCAGCCAGGCAGACAUCGCAGUCUACGCCUGUCAAGAAGCAGGAGCCAAUCGUUGCCGAGUCCAACCAGACCGAGUCAAGAGAACCCCUUGAUGAAAAGAUAGGGACUGAAACUUUGGGAUCGGGCCUUGCCGAGCGACCCAGCCAUGGUGACGGCACUGCCGAACGAAAAUCCGUCGAGGAUCGACCACAAGUUGUGACAAGAAGCUCCUCUCAGAAACAGCAAACAGCGCCCGUUCCCCCUCCUCAGCCUGCUACAUUGCAAACCGGUCAUCCCCAGAUAAGCGUUACAAACCCCACGCCCGCCGCUACCCCCGUACUACCUCGGCCAUCUGUGGAACAGCAGCGCAUAAUAGAAGACCAGACUGAGGAGCAGAAGCAGCUUGACAACGACAUUGAGAUGAAGGAUGUACCACUUUCAACCAAUGAUGUCCCUCAAGAGGGAGAGGAAGCCACCGGAGAGGCCGAAUCCGAGCACGCAAAGGUCGAUUUACCUCCGCCACCGCCACUUGCCGAAAGGCAGGUUGCGGUACAGCAUCAGACCGCCGAGGUAGCCGAGGCAGAGCCACAAAAGUACCUUUUGGGACCAAUCGCCCCCCGUUUCCAAGGGAAGAAGUGCCUGGUUCUCGACCUGGAUGAAACCCUAGUCCACAGCAGCUUUAAGAUUCUGCACCAAGCCGACUUCACCAUUCCGGUCGAGAUUGAAGGCCAAUAUCACAAUGUUUAUGUCAUCAAGCGACCAGGUGUCGAUCAGUUUAUGAAGAGGGUCGGCGAGCUGUACGAGGUCGUUGUCUUUACCGCAUCCGUCUCCAAGUACGGCGAUCCGCUUCUCGAUCAGCUUGACAUACAUGGUGUCGUUCACCACCGACUUUUCCGUGAAAGCUGCUACAACCACCAGGGCAAUUACGUAAAGGAUCUCUCGCAGAUCGGCCGUGACCUCAAGGAUACCAUCAUCAUUGACAAUUCGCCCACGUCGUAUAUCUUCCACCCGCAACAUGCCGUUCCCAUCAGCAGCUGGUUCUCUGACGCGCACGACAAUGAGCUGCUCGAUCUUAUACCCGUGCUCGAGGAUCUCGCUGGCCAGCAGGUCAGUGACGUCAGUCUGGUGCUUGACGUAGCCUUGUAGGCACCGUUCGCGAUGAUGUGACGAGAGAGGAUACCCUGGCGCAUACCCUGUUCACUGCGUCGACAUAAUCACUUUUCUUCGGGCGGGAGUAUCGGAACCAACGCUCCGACAACUUCUAAUCUGUACUUUGUAAUCAGUUUGUAAUCUGCAUAAGAGGCGGCUUGGUGGGUGGCAGCGCAAGAUCCGCAGGAGCCCAUGUUGCAGCGUCAUGGCGCAUUUUUGAUUCCCGCACUGCAGACCCUCGCAUGGGUCUCCAGCGACGCAGUCCCAACGCCCACCGCCUACGGCCAUCGGACCUUGGAGCGCACCACCUCCACUUUACGCACAGAAACAGGAGGACCACGGCGCAUAACGGCGUCUAUUUGGCUCUAGGAGCCACAAAAAUAAGCAGUAAUAUUGGCACAUACCCCUUUCUACAUAUGCGACGCCUGGCCGUUUGAGGUCGCGUGGCAGUUUACUAUCAAUACCAUUUCCUUUGUACAUUGUGCUCUUCUGUUUCUUCUGCAUGGCCGGAGGCAGUCGGCCCAUCUGUUCCUCUCCACGACUGGAGCGUGCGUUUGGUGAUCUCAUGGCUCCGGUCCAGCAUCUUUUUUUGUGUUUUGUACGGGUGAGGGGAAGAGCGCUUGCAGACGCAAUCACAUGUUAGUCAAGUAGAAGCUAGAUAGCCAAUACCACUCCAUCU